UAUUAUCAACGUUGUAAAUUUAAGAUGAGACAUGUCAUUGCACCACCCUCCACUAAACCGACCUCUCUUCCUUAUUCGCACGCGUGUUGAAUCUUUUUCUCUUCAAUUUUUGUUUUUGUGUAUAUAACUCUUCUCUAUACAUAGUUUUUGUAGCUUUCUUCUUCUUCUUCUUCUUCAUAUUUCAUAUUCAUAACCCUUUGAGUUUAACUCUCUCUCUGAGAUGGGAAAUUACUCAUGUACCCUUUGCAGAAGAUUGGUACCUUGUUCAACCAAGCAAGGAGAAGUUGUAAGAGUUGUGAAGAUUGAUGGGAAGGUCUUGACUUUCAUGGAGCCAAUUCUAGUACAAGAUGUGGUUGUCAAAGUUUCUGGUGACACUAAUAGUAGUGUUAUUGGUUUAUCUAAAGAAGCUCUAUCAUCAGAGACUCUUCCACUAGAUUAUGAGCUCAAAUUAGGUAAGGUUUACUAUGUUGUUACUUCUAUUAACAAAAACCCUUCUGGGAUUUCGUCUAUGGAUAAGGAAGUUGGUGGUGUUAAGAGGAUUAAGAUUGUUAUAACGAAGCAACAGUUGAAAGAGUUGUUGAAUAAGCAGAUAUCAAUGGAAGAGGUACUGCUUUCUGGUAUGGAAAAGUCUUCCACAGCUAAUUGGAAACCAAAUCUUGAGUCAAUCCCUGAAGAGCCUUGUUAGUAUAUAGAGAAAGAGGUUGUUGUUAUUAUUAGUAUUAUUGUAACAUGUUUUGUUUUAGAUGAACAAACUCAAACUCUCUUUUGUGGUUUUUGAUGUUUAUGUGUAUAUAUAGCAUACUUUUUCAUGGUA
Messenger RNA from Humulus lupulus (European hop), 814 nucleotides. RefSeq lists its product as uncharacterized. The coding region runs from base 221 to 685 and encodes 154 amino acids. The record is from RefSeq and is a predicted model, not a curated record. The transcript has a single exon. NCBI's taxonomy places the organism in Eukaryota, Viridiplantae, Streptophyta, Magnoliopsida, Rosales, Cannabaceae.